This is a messenger RNA of Pyricularia pennisetigena, 1683 nucleotides long. RefSeq lists its product as uncharacterized. Gene Ontology annotation, molecular function: amino acid transmembrane transporter activity. Gene Ontology annotation, cellular component: membrane. The transcript is spliced from 6 exons. The record is from RefSeq and is a predicted model, not a curated record. Lineage: Eukaryota; Fungi; Ascomycota; Sordariomycetes; Magnaporthales; Pyriculariaceae. The coding region runs from base 1 to 1683 and encodes 560 amino acids. Gene Ontology annotation, biological process: amino acid transmembrane transport.
AUGGGUGAAGACAACGACACGCGGGCUCACUAUGCUGGGGAUGUCGAGUCCAAGGCUGUCGACAAUGGACAGGCGCUAGAUAUCGACAUUGGUCAGGCGAGGACCGUUUCCGCAGAUGGCACACCCAACCUGCUUGCGAAACACAACCAACUCGAACGGGGGCUGAAGAGCAGACAUAUUCAGUUCAUAGCACUGGGUGGAGCAAUCGGAACGGGCUUGUUCGUCGGCAGUGGAAGAAUCCUCCAGCUUGUCGGCCCCGCGCCGCUCUUUAUGGGUUACUUGUCCAUGAUGGUCUUGGUUUGGAAUAUUAUGAACAUUCUCGGAGAAAUGUCUACCUUUUUGCCAUUGAAAGGAAUUUCGAUCCCAUACUUUGUCGAGCGCUUUGUUGAGCCUUCGCUGGCCUUUGCGACGGGUUGGAACUAUUGGUAUGCAUAUGCUAUGCUUGUCGGCGCCGAGGCCGUGGCGGGGGCGAUCCUACUCGAUUACUGGAAUACGCCUGUUCCUACAGCAGUCUGGAUUACGAUCAUUCUCAUCGUCACGCUGGCGCUUAACAUCUUUGCCGUGGGAAUCUUUGGCGAGGCUGAAUUUUGGUUUGCCAGUAUCAAGUUCAUUAGCAUUAUAGGCUUGAUUCUCACCUCGCUUGUCAUCAUGCUCGGUGGCGCACCCAACAAGGACCGCAUAGGCUUCAAAUACUGGUACGACCCCGGCGCUAUCAAGCCGUAUCUCGUCGAAGGAGACGCCGGCAACUUCCUGGCCUACUGGGCAGCCUUUAUCCGCGCCGGCUUCGCCUUCAUCACCUCGCCCGAGCUGAUUGCCCUCGCUGCCGGCGAGACCAUGGCACCCCGUCGAAACAUCCCCAAGGCGGCGAGCCGAUUCAUCUGGCGUCUCGCCGUCUUCUACGGACUCGGAUCGCUGAUGGUUGGCGUCAUCGUCCCGAGCAACGACGAACGCCUGCUCAGCCCCAAGUCAAACGCUACUUCUUCCCCUUGGGUCAUUGGAAUCCAGCGUGCCGGCAUUUCGGGUCUCAACCAUGUAGUCAACGCCGCCAUCCUUACCAGCGCUUGGUCUGCUGGAAACGCCUUCCUGUACUCAGGAUCGCGAGUGAUGUACAGCUUGGCAUUGAAUGGACAGGCCCCUGCCAUAUUCAAGAAGACCAGCAAGAAUGGCGUGCCAUACGCUGCCGUACUGGCCACUUGGUCCGUUGGACUGUUGUCAUACCUGAAUGUAUCCAACAGCUCUGCCAAAGUGUUUGAUUGGUUCCAGGCUAUUUGCACCAUCUCCGGCUAUAUCGCAUGGAUCGUCGUUACCAUCACAUAUAUACGGUUUCACGCCGCUCUCAAGUUUAGGGGCCUGCUGCACACUCUGCCAUACAAGACAAAGCUCCAGCCUUAUGCAACAUACUUCACCCUCUUCAUGCUCAUCCUGCUCACCCUCACCAGCGGGUUCGACAUCUUCCCAACCUCAAAGUGGAACACAGAGAGCUUUGUCGCGGCGUAUGUCACCCUCCCUAUCUUUUUGGUCCUGUACCUUGGGCACAAGAUCUGGCAUCGUACUCCGCUGGCUCGCAAGGUCGAAGACAUUGAUGUUACGAGUGGAGUAAAGGAGAUGGAGGCUCUGGCUGCAAAUGACGAGGAGCCCGUGCCCAAAAACCUGCUGCAAAAGAUUUGGUUCUGGAUUGCGUGA